GCGUCCAACCCGGAAGCUCAACCCCACCGUUCAAUCACUUCCUGCAGCCUUCCGCGCCCCGGCACGCCCAGCCUUGCCGGCUCGGAUCCAGAGGUGCGGCAGGCAGGAUGCGCCGCGCAGAAUCGCGGCCGCGGAGCGCGUGAAGAGCGGCAAGUAGCUCUUGGGCACGGUGCCGGAGAGAGCCUACCCAGUCUUCUCCGCCGGCGGCCCCGGGCCCGGGGUGCGCGCUGGCCUCCCCCAAUGAUCCAGAAGCCGCGCGCGGCGCUGCUGCCGUCUCAGGAUGUGGGAGACGGCGUGGAAACUCUCAUGGUGCACCCGGUGAUCAAAGCCUUUCUGUGUGGCUCCAUCAGUGGGACCUGUUCUACCCUCCUUUUCCAACCCCUGGAUCUCCUCAAAACACGCCUGCAGACCCUCCAGCCCUCAGCCCAUGGAUCCAGGCGUGUUGGAAUGUUGGCUAUGCUCUCGACGGUGGUUCGCACGGAGAGUCUUUCUGGCCUUUGGAAGGGGAUGACCCCUUCCAUUGUGAGGUGCAUCCCUGGUAUCGGGGUCUACUUUGGCACACUCUACUCUUUGAAGCAGUACUUCCUGCAAGGCUGCCCCCCCACUUGCCUGGAGUCGGUCCUCCUGGGGAUGGUUUCUCGCUCAGUUGCAGGGGUCUGCGUGUCACCUAUCACUGUGAUCAAGACACGUUAUGAGAGCGGGAGGUUUGGCUAUGAGAGCAUCUAUGCAGCCCUGAGGAGCAUCUACUGCAGCGAGGGGCACCGGGGCCUCUUCAGUGGUCUGACAGCGACACUCCUUCGUGACGCACCCUUUUCUGGAAUCUACCUGAUGUUUUACAACCAGACGAGAAGCAUCAUGCCCCAUGACCAGUUGGAUGCAGUCCUUAUUCCCAUUGUAAAUUUCAGCUGUGGGAUAUUUGCUGGCAUUCUGGCUUCACUGGUAACUCAGCCUGCAGAUGUUAUCAAAACUCAUAUGCAGCUCUCCCCAGUGAAAUCUUGGUGGAUCGGCCAGGUGGUGACACUCAUUUUCAAAGACUAUGGUCUGCGAGGGUUCUUCCAAGGUGGGGUCCCCCGGGUCCUGCGCAGAACUCUGAUGGCAGCCAUGGCAUGGACAGUCUAUGAAGAGAUGAUGGCCAAGAUGGGCCUGAAGUCCUGACAGAGAGGGGACCGGGAGAGAUGGGGUCUGUUGCAUUGCCUGGUGUGCCCAGGGCUGCAUCUCCAUCCUAAAGUGGGUGAAGUCCUACCUGGAGCACCGGGCCAAUGGGUCACCCUAGUUACCCAAUGCAGGUAGACAAUAAACAGGUGCAGCGCAAGCCUCAGAACUUCGCAGCAGAGGAGUCACUGCACAAGCAGCACACUGGGAGUUAGGCAGUUUGCCUGCUCUGCAAAGCUACUUGAAAAGGCAUUUCCAGAGAGGGCUCUGCCAGCCACCGACUACACCACAGGGCCCCUUUGGGCCUGCUCUUAGGCAAGGAUUCAUCCAGCCACUGAAGCCAUGGCCUGCCCGCCGUGGCUGAGGCAUUCCAGCUGGGGGGCUGGGUCUGCAGGGACAGCAGUCACUCUCCCCAGGCCGAUGUCUGUGCUGAGGUGAUGUUAGGAUAAGGAAGAAAAGAUGUUACAUGUUUAGCUCCUAGUCACCUUUUCAGAGGCUCUGAAGAAGGGGGACAGUAGCUUCCUAGCCUCUAAGUGUCCAAAUAAGUUUUUGAUCUUGGCCUCUGCACUGUUUCAACUCUUAAGAUGUUCUUGCAUUUUUCAGGAGCUAAAGUUUAGGUGAAUAAAAUAAAGCACUUUAUCUUGAAAACUGGAAAA
Molecule: messenger RNA, 1808 nt
Organism: Manis pentadactyla (Chinese pangolin)
Lineage: Eukaryota; Metazoa; Chordata; Mammalia; Pholidota; Manidae
Gene: SLC25A38
Product: solute carrier family 25 member 38
Exons: 7
Coding region: 241-1155 (304 amino acids)
Biological process (GO): glycine import into mitochondrion
Cellular component (GO): mitochondrial inner membrane; mitochondrion
Molecular function (GO): glycine transmembrane transporter activity
Source: RefSeq, a predicted model, not a curated record